AUGCAUUACCAAAAUUUCCUCAUCGCAGCCCUAGCCAUAUCGGCCCCCCUAUCUCUUGCCCUUCCCUUCGCCGAGCCAGAACCUACAAAAGAUGCUCCAGCCACCACUCAAGAAGCCGAAGUCCAAAACAUCAAUGCAAAGCCAACUUGGUUAUCAAUCCCCAUUAUUGAUCCCACUAAGCUAUAUCCGACACCGGCUGCUGCAGUAAAAUCAGAAUCUGUUACUACUAAAGGAGAGGAACAAUCUGCGCAGAGUAGUUUGGUGGUGGCGGCGCAUGCGGCGGAGGCGUCGAAGGGGGGUAAGAAUAUGAAUGGGAGGGAUGAGAGAGAGAAGAAAGAUAUGGAGGAGAGUGACGAUAAAGGGAAGCCCACAGGAGGUCUCGCUGAGCCUGACUCAGGUCUGGAACCCACAGCCACUGGAAAACCAGAUACAGAUUCUGUUCCAGCUAUUACCGCUAAACCAACCCAGCACUUUACUGCAGAGCCUGACACAGAAGCAACUGCAACUGCAACUGCAACAGCAAAACCAGAUACUGCUCUAAUGAACGAGAUCAGAAACGCUGCGCCUGCUAAAUCUACCGGCAUCUUUAUCUCAACAACGGAGGGGAAUAAGGGGACGGCCACGUCGAAGCCUAAUACUGGUGAGACGACAUCUACUCCUGUUAAAGCUAUUUCAGUCGCAGCGUUAAAAACCAGUGUUGUUGUGUUUGUGCCGGUUGCUUCUGUGGGAGCUGCUGGUGGUAAGGGGGUUUAA
Sclerotinia borealis F-4128 is the source of this 753-nucleotide messenger RNA. Lineage: Eukaryota; Fungi; Ascomycota; Leotiomycetes; Helotiales; Sclerotiniaceae. The record is from the annotation of a GenBank genome assembly.